Pseudomyrmex gracilis is the source of this 1188-nucleotide messenger RNA. RefSeq lists its product as uncharacterized. Gene Ontology annotation, biological process: detection of chemical stimulus involved in sensory perception of smell; sensory perception of smell. Gene Ontology annotation, cellular component: plasma membrane. Lineage: Eukaryota; Metazoa; Arthropoda; Insecta; Hymenoptera; Formicidae. Gene Ontology annotation, molecular function: olfactory receptor activity; odorant binding. The coding region runs from base 1 to 1188 and encodes 395 amino acids. The transcript is spliced from 4 exons. The record is from RefSeq and is a predicted model, not a curated record.
AUGACGAGCGAACAACGAUGGAACAACGAUAUCGCGUACGCGAUGAUCCACGUCAAAUUGAUAGCGUGGACGAUCGGUGUUUGGCCGCUUCAAGUUUAUGACAUCUUUUCGCUAAUACGAUGCGCCUGGGGUAUAUUUUCCGCGGCUCUGAUGGUGUUUUUACCUUCUGUCGAAAUUUAUCUGGGCUGCACCGACGCGGAAAAAAACACGGACUGUCUCAUGCUUAUCUGCUGCGGGAUUCUCGGUGUGAUCAAAAUAACGUCUUUUCGCAUUUACGCGAAUAAUUUGACGAACAAUUACUGCUCCGCGGUGAACGACUAUCAAACCGUCAAACAUCCGAGAUAUUAUUCCAUCAUGCGAAAACACACUUACGUAGGAAAAUUGCUGUGUUGCUCCAUGAUGAGCUUCUCUUACUUCAGCUGUUUCAUGUACGCGUUAAUUCCGUUCUUGGGUGGCGACAGAUUUAAUCAGAGUGUCGCAACGAACGAGACCGCGUUGGAAUAUACGUUGCCAUCAGCUUGCGCUGUGAAAUACUUUCACGUUCCGACGAGCAUGUAUACAAUUAUUUGCCUCUUCCAGACUGUUGCGAUAUUUACCGCGACUACUGCUAACAGCGGUAACGACGCUUUGUUCCUCAACAUAACGUUGCAUCUUUGCGGCCAAAUAAAGAUUUUGUGCACCAAACUCGUUGACUUCGAUGUUGCCAAUUUGCGCGACUGCGAUCGAUUGAAUAUAUUGAUUAAAAGACACAUCCACUUGAUAAACAAGGCCAGAGAACUUUCCGAUACCGUCAGUUUUGCGUUGCUGGUGCAACUGUUCAUUAUGAGUAUUCUGUUGUGCAUAAUGGGAUUUCAGUUUAUUCUAGCGGUAAAAGUAAACAACGUCAUUAUGAUAGGAAAGAGUUUGAUAGUUCAGUGUUCCUUUCUGUCGCAACUGACUCUGUACAGUUUUAUCGGCGAUUAUCUAAAAUUUCAGAUGGAAGAAUUGGCGCAAGCUAUUUAUCAAAGUUCUUGGUACGAGUUUUCCGACAAAUUCAGAAGAAACAUGAUCUUCGUCAUUAUGCGACGGGAAUCCCCCGUCGCAUUGCGAGCCGGAAAUUUCAUCAUGGUAAACUUGUCCACGUAUGUGAACAUCUUGAAGACGUCUCUCUCGUAUCUGUCUGUACUUCGCGUAAUGGUAGAAACGUAA